Messenger RNA from Anisakis simplex (herring worm), 351 nucleotides. The record is from the annotation of a GenBank genome assembly. NCBI's taxonomy places the organism in Eukaryota, Metazoa, Nematoda, Chromadorea, Rhabditida, Anisakidae.
UUGACUAACCGAAGUCAGUUCAAGGUAAAAUGGAUUGGUGAGCCAGGCCAGUCGCCGCUUGCCAUACUCAAAGGGCCAAUCGGUACGUUUGCGGUGACGAAACGUGAAAUUGUUAUCGGCAGGGAGUCAACACACUCCACUACGGAUCUCAUUGUUCAGGAGAACAACUAUAUAAGCAGGUGCCAUAUGAUUCUUUCUUAUACGGGCCAGCCAAAUCGCUGGAUUAUUGAAGUAAACGGGAAAAAUGGCGUGCUCAUCAAUGAUACCAUGUAUAAACGCGCUGAAAAACAACCUCAAUCUAUUCCUUAUCGGUACACAUAUUUAUUUACUUAUUGUUUUUGCUUUUUAUAA